Molecule: messenger RNA, 6037 nt
Organism: Gopherus flavomarginatus (Mexican gopher tortoise)
Lineage: Eukaryota; Metazoa; Chordata; Testudines; Testudinidae
Gene: GNB4
Product: G protein subunit beta 4
Exons: 11
Coding region: 481-1503 (340 amino acids)
Biological process (GO): G protein-coupled receptor signaling pathway
Cellular component (GO): heterotrimeric G-protein complex; cytoplasm
Molecular function (GO): protein binding; signaling receptor complex adaptor activity
Source: RefSeq, a predicted model, not a curated record
CCUGCGGCAGCGGUGGGGGGCGGAGCUGCUGCUGCCGCCCAGUCGGAGUUAGCGGAGGCAGGCGCAGCGGGCACUGCUGGUUUGUCGGCGUUCAGCUCGGAAGGCGCGGCUCCCCCGUGUCUCUUCCUCCCCCACCCCCUGGGCCAUGCGCGAUCCCGCCCGGCGUUAGGAGCGGCCCGGAGCGCGGUCGGCAGGCAGCUCCCUCAGAGAGGUGGGAGAGAGUGGAGCAUCAAGAGCUACUGUCCUUUGCAGAACGAGAGAAGAGGAGUGGUGCUGAUGCAGCAUCUCCUUUGGAGAGGAGAUAAGAGAAGACCAGAGAAGUGGAGUCCUUAAUGCCUUUCUUGAAGGAGAGGGAGAGCAGCUGUAUGUGGGAGAAGUGUUGCUGGGAGGCUGAAGGCAUUCUACAUAUCCCAGAGCCCUGUAAAGACGCAGCAGAUUUUCUUUGCACUGUAAUAGUGAGAGAGAAACAGCUUCAAGAGGAUGAGUGAACUGGAACAGUUACGGCAAGAAGCGGAGCAACUGCGGAAUCAAAUCAGAGAUGCCAGAAAAGCAUGUAGUGAUACAACUCUUGCUCAGAUCACCACAAGUCUGGACUCAGUGGGUCGAAUCCAAAUGCGAACAAGACGUACACUGAGAGGUCACUUAGCUAAAAUUUAUGCUAUGCACUGGGGAUCUGAUUCAAGGCUACUAGUCAGCGCUUCCCAAGAUGGAAAAUUAAUUAUUUGGGAUAGUUAUACAACAAAUAAGAUGCAUGCCAUUCCUUUGAGAUCUUCCUGGGUGAUGACCUGUGCAUAUGCUCCUUCUGGCAACUAUGUCGCUUGUGGUGGAUUGGACAACAUCUGUUCCAUAUAUAAUUUGAAAACCAGAGAGGGCAAUGUGAGAGUGAGCAGAGAGUUACCAGGGCAUACAGGAUACUUGUCCUGCUGUCGUUUUCUAGAUGACAAUCAAAUUGUUACAAGUUCAGGGGACACCACCUGUGCUCUUUGGGACAUUGAAACUGGUCAACAGACCACCACCUUCACUGGGCAUACCGGAGAUGUGAUGAGUUUAUCCCUAAGUCCAGACAUGAGGACUUUUGUUUCUGGUGCCUGUGAUGCCUCCUCCAAGCUUUGGGAUAUUCGCGAUGGAAUGUGCAGGCAGUCUUUCACAGGGCAUGUGUCUGAUAUUAAUGCAGUUUGUUUCUUCCCCAAUGGACAUGCUUUUGCGACUGGUUCUGAUGACGCCACUUGUCGACUCUUUGACCUGCGUGCAGAUCAGGAGUUAAUGAUGUACUCCCAUGACAAUAUCAUCUGUGGAAUCACUUCUGUAGCCUUCUCAAAAAGUGGUCGUCUCUUGCUAGCCGGCUAUGAUGACUUCAACUGCAAUGUGUGGGAUACUCUGAAGGGAGAGAGAGCAGGUGUCCUUGCUGGCCAUGACAACCGUGUCAGCUGUUUAGGUGUUACUGAUGAUGGCAUGGCUGUAGCUACAGGGUCUUGGGACAGUUUUCUCAGAAUCUGGAAUUAACUGGGAGACAAACAUGUACAUUCUCCAUUGAGAUCUGGAGAGAUCAAUGCUGCAGCCUAUAGCUGUGAAAUAACAUUUCUACCUUGUAUUUGCAGGUGAAGUUUUUCUAUUCACUGAUUAUUACACAAAAAGGCUUUCUGUAAACUAGAAAAAAAUCAAGUGAAAAAAUAGGGGUGGGGGUGGAGAAAUCACUGACUUUUAAAAAGGGGCCAGGCCAGCACACAUAAUCAUGGUGACUGAGAAACUAAGAGCCAGUCUUUUUUGUUUUUGGUGGUUUGGUUAGAUUGUCCUCGAGGGAUUUCUGCUUGUGCUCAAAGUCUGCUAAUUCUGUACUUUUUUUGUACAUAACAGAAUAUACACAUUAUAGCAGCCAAUCAUGUAACAUUUGUCUGUAUGUAAAGAAAUAUGUUUGCAUUUUUUAAGGAACUACAUUUAUAGCUUUGCAUUUAACCUGAGAUGUCACUUCUGAGUUUUGUAGUGGAUGAACUAGAUUGCUGUUUUAAACGCUUUUGUGAAUUUACUGUAGAUAAAGUGAAGCCAAUGGUAUGUAUGUGUUUUUAUAAUGGAAGGCAUUUGAAUUACUACCUUGUUUUUUUUUUUAAAAAGGCCCUGAUGACCGUGGUAAUACCUAGCGCCUUACUUAUUCACUUCUAGACCUAUUUGUCUAUUUAAGCAUGGGGAUUACUCCUUCCAGCCAGUGGUUCCUGGUUCAUCCAUCAGCAGCCAUGGCCUCCAAGCACCAAGAGAAUGUUAAUGCCAUUGGGGUGUGUGUAUAUAGAUAUAAUAUAUAUAAAAAAAAUAAGAUUUUAACACGCUGGCGUCAGAAGAACAGAGUACAUAAGUCAAGUAACACAUUACUGUCACUAAGUGGGUGAGUGCUUUUUCCUUUUGACAGUGGAUUUGUAAAUGAGAGGAUUCUGAUCCACUGCAAAGGUGAUACUCUAGUAUGGAGUUGACUGAAUAGAUUGUGUGCGCUUUUACAGUUUCUUCAAAGUUGCUCUUCUACUACUACAGCAAAUGAAGAGAUUUAAGAGGGUUUCUCUAUGAAGGCUUCCUACGGAUGGCUUAGGAAGUACAGAGAAUCCCUUACUAGAACUGCGAAGUUAGAGGUUCACCCUAAUAUUUCACAACAGAACAUGCUUGUCUUGUGUAAUGGUGGAAGUGACCAUGUUAUCUACAAUGAACAAUAACCGUUUUGAUAAUCUCUAUGAUUCCUCUAAAAACGUUGUGCUCUAGAUUUAAAAUCCGGCUAGUUCAUUUACAACUGCACUGGUCUGUGCUUAGGCAUCUUAUUAGAUUCCAGUCUGCAAACUGACAGUAAAUAGUCAUUUCCUUUUAUAUGCCUGAUCUUGAUAUGAUUCACUUAUAAAAUGGAAGGCACUGAGAGCACUUGAGCCAGUAAGCAUUUUCUUAUUGUGUAGGUAUAUGACAAAUCAUGUGACUCAGACCCAUUUCAAACUACCCAUGAAGAUCACUUAACUCUGGUGCUGGCAGUGUGUCCAUGUUUGUGAUGGAUGUCCCUGGGGGAAUCUGAGUUGGGCAUGAAAGUACCUGAUACUUUCAGGAAAGGGCCAUUCUCUGUUGGCUUCUCGUGAUUUAUUUUAAAUGUGUGUAUUUAAACAAAUUACCAUAAAGCUGAAAGUUAAUGUUAAUCUGCUGCCCCCACCUGAAGGUGCGAGGUGUCCAAAUGUCCCUGGGUCAGUUUGUGAACAUAAGUGCCCGGCAUUUUGUAAUAUGAAAAGAGAUUAUUGCUGAGACCACUGUUUGUGACGUUUCUACCACUUGUAAUUCUAAUUUCAGUACUUCCAGACUGUGCCUGUAAAUAUGCCAUGUUUACAAUGGUGGAGGUGCCAAUAAAUGUGCCAACUGUAGUAAAUUCAGUAUCCGUUAAAAAGCACAUCCCGUGCUGGAGCAGUAUACACUUAAUAAAGGCAGAUUAUGGUGUAGGACCAAAAUCAUGUUAUGUUGUAGAUCACAGAAACUCAUUUGCAUUUUUUUUAGCAAGAUUAUUUUGUUUUCUGAUCUGUUUGCAGUAACAGAAUUAUUUAUGGAAUAUUUGUAUCUUUUCCCAAGAGGGCAGCUCUUUGAGGUCAGGCAGAACACUUGAUAUUUUUUAAUGGUGCCUUUGAUUUUAAACUUGCAGCUGCUUCUGGUUUGAGUGAAUCAUUCUGAAAAUUUGCUAGUAAACUCUUACAGGAAAAAUUUAAAUUACUAAAUAGUUUCUCAUUUAAGGUGCAUCUUGAAGUGACUUCCUAGUUGCCAGUGUUGUAAAGAGACUUCCCAUACUUGCAAUUAAAUAUCAUAAACGAUUUCCCUUUAUACUGCAGGAUAGAUGUUUGCUGUCUAACUCUUAAGUAAAUCAGGUUUCUAAAAGAGUAACAGGAGAUGUCAACACCUAAGGAAAUAUUUAACUCCUGGGGUGAAUGUACCCCAAAAUCGUGGCUACUGUUGGGAGUCCUGGUAUAAGUCUGUUUUGGAUUGUUUGCUUUUUUUAAAGCAUUUAUAAUAGUGGGACAUUACAUUAUUACAUCUUAAACUGAGACCAUAUAAUGGGCCUUAUCUGAGCAAUUUCAGUUUUUUUAAGCAUUGCUUAUGGGUGAAUUUUCAAGAUGGUAUACUCAUUAAGAUAGAUCUUAAUUGCAGCUUAAUUUUAAUCCAAGCACCAAAUCCCAUCUUCUGCUAUAAGCCACCAUUUGCAGGUUUUACUUGAAAGCUUUCAUCCCGACUCCUGCAUCUCAAACAAAAUGUCUCCAUGGGUAUUUUUAGACUAAAGGGUGAUGUAUACCUGUAGCUUAAAAUAAGCUCAGAUAUGCAGGUUAGUGUAGUUUCUAACCGUUCACGUGAUGGUGAACCAGUUUAAUACAGGUAGUGUAUUUUACAGCACAAUAGGGUACACAUUAAACUGUUGUGAAAAGUUUACCACUGCCAAACUGUAGAGCUAUCUUAAUUCCAAAUAUGUUAUGUGGUUACAAAAAUAUUUACUAGAUUUUGGAAUUAGUAAUACUUAGUACUAAAAACAGUUAGACCAUUGUGCCAAAAAUUUGUAAUUGAUAGGAAAGUAACCUUUUUUCCAGGCUUCAUUGUAAUAUUAAAUCCAUGUUUAAAUGUACUUAAAAGAAGUGGUAUAGCAGAAAGGUAGCUGGUUGAAGCUGUAACUUGCAAACUGGAACUAUGUGCCUCAUAUGAAAUUACAGAUUAAUUCAGGUACAGCUGCUGUCCACUUUAAAGGCUGAUUAGCUUUAUGGUGAAGGAUACUGAUCAAGCAAAUUUCCAGUUUGAACUUGCUUCCAUCUGUACUCAGCCUUAUUAGUAAAAAUACUGGGUCUAGAAACCACAAAAAGCUUUGGCAUGGCAUUGUGCUAAUGUACAUUCACUUAGUAUGGGUAAUGUGUGUACCUUCUUUCAACCAUCUCUAGACUUUUUUCUCCUAAACUGUCAUUACCAUCUGCCUUGCUGAAUAUCACAUACUAUUAAGUAUCUGAAAAACUGCUGGUUCAAUAGUCCAUUUGGAGUAGAAAAACUCUUUCAAACUGCUUUCUUCUGAGGAGAGAGGUUGACUCUGAUUUGGCAGUGCUGAAUUGACAUACCAGCUUGUCCUUGUGUGCAUAUUAUAAUUCAGUUAAUGUAACCACUUGUCCUAUCAUGAAGUUCACAUUACUUUGGGGGGGAAUGAUAUUGUGAAAAACAUUCCAAGAGUGCUUAGUCUUUCCUCGUUGAGGACACUGUCACCUCCACUAGAUUUAGUGCUGUGCUUUAAAAUGUUGGUGAGAAUAGGUAUUGGCUAAUCCAAAUAGUUGGUAUGAAGUGGUUGUGUAGCAGAAUGACAGAUUUUGAGAUAGCAUUUCCUGUAAAAGUAAGUAAGCAAGCAUGGGUUGAUGGUGCACUUUGUAUACAGUAAUCUGGCAUGCAUGCUGGUAAAACUACUUCCUACACUUCAGAGGCACCACAAGCCUUUUUAUCCAAUUGCUGGUUGUGUAAAAUACAUGCAGAAUGUUAAUGCAGUGUUGUUAUGGUAAAUGUGUGAACAGUGUUAAUAAUUGAUUAUAACUGAUAACAGAUUAAAUGUGCCUGACAUUCUUAUACCACACAGUAUGUUUAGGUUUUGACUAAUAUGGACUUCAGUGGAAUAGUCUUAGAUAUUUCAAGCCUUUGUUUUACUUAUACAAUGGUGCUCUAUUUGUUUCUCCUUUUUUAAAAAAAGCAUCUGAACACUUGUACUACAUAUUACAUCCAAAGGAGUCCAAAACUAAUUUCCUUUAAACAUGCUUGACUCUUAGUUUGGCACUUAGCGCUGAUUGCCCAGCAUUUCUCAUCUAAUGGUUUUAAUUUUACUUUUACUUUCACUUGUUGCUGACUACUUUGAUGGAAAACUUCAGUAACUUUACCAAUUAUGAAGUGAUUUUGCACUGCCUUUGGAUUGUGUAUGUUUUCAGAAACAGUCUUAAAGCUUUUCUUUAAGCUAAUUCAAAACAAGGACUUGUGCCACUUGUUCUAUGACAGGGGUGAUGUAUAGACUUCCCUGUUUAUAAACAAA